Folsomia candida is the source of this 1401-nucleotide messenger RNA. RefSeq lists its product as uncharacterized. The transcript has 5 exons. Bases 321 to 1199 code for a protein of 292 amino acids. NCBI's taxonomy places the organism in Eukaryota, Metazoa, Arthropoda, Collembola, Entomobryomorpha, Isotomidae. The record is from RefSeq and is a predicted model, not a curated record.
UAAAAGUUCGACAUGGCACCAAUUAUCAGGAAGCUGCGAAAAAGAGUGAAAGGAGCUGAAGCAUUCGAAGUGGCAAAAAUAAAAAAUAAGUACGAGUGCGAAAUGUGCGACGAACGUUUUGUGUCUCUAUAUCUACUUGACAUUCAUCGAAAAAGACACUUGAAUUCGAAUUUGAAGAAUUCGUUUGUGGCAACUGCAGCAAAACGUUUAUCACAGAGAGUAAUCUGACAAGUCAUCAGUUGACCCAUUCCGAUGAGAGAAAUUUUGCGUGUGUACUUUGUGGGGUAAAGUGUAAAAGAAAUGGUGAUCUCCUUCGGCACAUGAGGGCACAACAUCCCGGAUCCAGCCAGAUUAAAAAAACAAUGAUUAGGCGGCAAAAGUCGUACGACAAUUUCGAAGUACAGACUAUUGAUGGUGAAUUGGUGUCGACGUGCAUAACUUGCAGAUUCGUGGCGUGUAAUCAGAUGUCCAUGCAAACUCAUACAAGGAGAGGACACGUCGCCAUUCCCACACAAGUUUACGCAGAACGUGAUGGUUGCAAAAUUGUUCCGAGAGAAUUCAGACCUCAAGACUACUAUGAGAGUAAUGGCGGCUUACACAAGAUGAUAAUCAAAAUUUGGAUGAAGGACAACACGAUCGGUCUGAGUAUAAGUAAAACUACGUAUGGAGACGAGGUUCUUGCCGCCCAGAAAAACAAAAAUGACAUGAAGAGUGCCGGGCGUAACAACACCACCAUGCUGAAGAAGGCUUGCUCGUCGAGGGUCCUCCUCCCAGAAGGUUAUGAGGUUGUUUGUGAAAAAACAAGAGUCGUCCCCAUCCACCCUUUUCAAGGAUCUUUGUGUAGUUCCAACGGGAAGUGGACAGUUCGCAACAUUCUUCAAAAAGUGUGCGUGGACACGUUUAUGCCCCCAGAAGCUCUCACGUAUUUUGAAGAAGAUGAACUCGCCAUCAUCAUCAAAGCUGUGGAAGAGUUGAAGAACUCUUUGAUUAUUGGGGAACGUGAACUAGUCUUCAUAGACGAAACAGAGGAAGGAGAUCGACCACUGGGCGACCCUAUUCUCAGGGCAAAGAUUGAAGAAGGGACCUCCAGAAUUUGCAAAUUGGAGGAAGAGCUGUAUCAGGCCUCGCUGCGUGAAGAAAAAUUGCUCAAGGAGUUGGAGGAUGAGAAACUUAGUCACAACGAGACAAAAAAAAGUUGACGGUGGUGAAACGAGAACGAGCUUUGUUGCUGCGUGCAAAUUCUGAAAAGAGGAAUUCUGACCGUGUACCCCUCUCAAACGCCACCAACUCGCCGGUGAAGAGGAUGAAAUGACAUAAUUUCUUGAAAUUAUCAUUUUUUUUGUGUUCAAUCAUUAGACAUACAUAAAUUAAAGCAUACAAAUAAAUUGAAAUAAAUAAUGA